AUGUCGUCCGCCUCCUUGUCUGAGCCUUCGGGCUCCAUCAAGGGUUCUGGACCCUUCUUCCGCUCGGUACCUUUCCAGAUCCUGGUCGCAUGUGGUGUCUCGUUCACGGCUCCGGGAAUGUGGGAUGCGCUUGGUGGGUUAGGGGCUGGAGGUGCCGCUGAACCGUACGCCGUCUCUGCCGCCAACGCUCUCGUAUACGGACUCUUCGCUGUGGUCUGUGUUGCUGCCGGAGCUAUCAACAACCGUAUCGGAUUGACGUAUGGUCUUGCAUUGGGUGCUAUCGGGUACCCUCUGUAUGGCGCCGGUCUCUACACCAACAAUAUCUCUGCAAACACAUGGUUCAUGCUGUUUGGCAGCGCGCUUUGUGGUAUCUCCGCUGGUUUCUUCUGGGCUGCCGAGGCUGCUAUCAUUAUUGGAUACCCAUCACCUGGAGAUCGCGCUUUCUACCUUGCCAUCUGGCAGACCGCGAAGGCACUUGGACCGAUUGUUGGAGGAUCUAUCAACCUGGGACUGAACGCGAACCGCAAAACUACCGGAUCGGUUUCAUCAACGACCUACAUCGUGUUCAUUGUCAUCAUGUGCCUUGGUCUUCCGGUAGCCCUGUGCUUGUCGCCAGCGCACAAGGUCUGGCGAAAGGAUGGCACGCGGAUCGUCACUGAGCGCGCCGCGACCUGGGGUGCCGAGUUCAAGGCCGUCGGCAAGCUGUUCGUCAGUCGCCGUAUUCUCCUUUUGCUGCCAGCUUUCUUCAUCAGCUACUUCUACAACGGCUUCAUGAGCACGUGGUUGACGACAUACUUCACCGUCCGAGCUCGCGCGUUCUCCUCCUUCUUCACCAACUUUGCCGGUAUCUUCUCCUCGUUCAUCAUCGCCUUUCUACUCGAUAACCAGAAGAUCCACAUCAAGAAGCGCGGUCGCAUUGCAUUCUGCACCAUCAUCACCAUCCUCGUCGGCACGUGGAUCUGGGCAACGAUACUACAGAAACAGAACUACGACGCAUCGGAAUCCCCGGUCUUCGAUUGGUUCCAGGGUGGAUUCGGAAAGAGCUACGCGCUUGUCUUCUUCUGGCAGUUCGGCGGCCAGGCCUUCCAGCAAUUCCUUUACUGGCUAGUAGGCCAGUAUGCGACUGAUCUUUCCAACUUGAGCCAUCUUACUGGUAUUCUUCGUGGUGUAGAGGCUUUGGGACAAACCGUUGCCUGGGCUAUGCAAUCGGAAGGUGGUGCGAAUCACUUCGUCAGUAUCGGUAUCAAUUUUGGCAUCACGGUGCUGUGCGUCUUCCCUACCUGGAUCGUGCUAUCGGAACUGGAGGGCAGCCACGAGGUUCGCGUCACGGAGGAUAUAGUCCCAAACAAGUCUCACGAUGACACAGCUUGA
Molecule: messenger RNA, 1371 nt
Organism: Alternaria incomplexa
Lineage: Eukaryota; Fungi; Ascomycota; Dothideomycetes; Pleosporales; Pleosporaceae
Exons: 2
Coding region: 1-1371 (456 amino acids)
Biological process (GO): transmembrane transport
Molecular function (GO): transmembrane transporter activity
Source: RefSeq, a predicted model, not a curated record